Tuber aestivum (summer truffle) is the source of this 2379-nucleotide messenger RNA. Lineage: Eukaryota; Fungi; Ascomycota; Pezizomycetes; Pezizales; Tuberaceae. The record is from the annotation of a GenBank genome assembly.
UCGUCGUCGUCCUCGCCGUCGUCGCUGCUUCUCCCGCGUCCCUCAUAUUCGACUCAACUCAGGUAGCCUCGUCUUCAUCCUCUUUCUAUCUAGCUUCCUUCUCUGCGUCUGUUCCCUCUCGCUUCCGCUCCUUUCUUCCUUUUUUCCCUUUUCCCUCCUUUGUUCCUCUCUUCCUCUUUUCAUCAUCCACUUCAUAUCCUUCAUCCUCCGCCCGACCUUUAAUCACCCUCGAUAGAUCUCUCUACUAUUAUCCUCCCGAUCCAUCUUAUUCCAAAUAAGACUCGACGGAUUUUCACCCGGACCUAUUCUAGUUUCUCCUGGCAGUUUAUUCUCUGUUCUGUUCAAACUGAAAGAGACUCUGUUUCCUUUGUCUGCUGGUGGAUCAACGCACCUGACCUGUCCUGUACCUCCCUCGUCUGUGAGGAAGAAAAUAUCGUUUUUUUGCUGGAAACUUUAAGGGUCUCGGGUGGGAAGCUUUUAUUUCUUGGUGUAAGAAGAAGAAACAAGCGAGCAAAGUUGUCCUGUGCUACCAGAGGGAAAGAGAAGCUUAGUAUUCACACUUCCCACAGUGUACGUAUCACCACCCUUUUUGUUCUGUAUCGAGUCUUGCCCGUGAGCACAUACGCUAGCUAAGAAAACCAGUCGAGGUGUUGAAUGCUCCAUUUCCUUGCUCUCUGGAAUUUCUCGUACUCUUUUCUUCUUCCUUCCUUUAUUUCAUUCUCAUCUCCUCCCCUCUUUCUCACCCUGCUUUGCUCGGACUUGAUUGUUUGCUCCAAACGCGUCUCUUUUUCCUGUUACGUUUUUUUAUUUUUUUUCUUGGAAGCUGAUCCACGGUAUGGCUUGCACAGACCUUGUAUCUUGUUGCCUUACAGGUGAAGAGAAUUGUUAGUGAGAAGCAAAGCAAGUCACCUUAAGAAAAGAAGCAGUUGCAUCAAUCUCGUGAAAAUCUCGAAUUCAGGAUGGCCGACGAUUUCGAUAUCGAUAUCUACGGCGAUCUAAACCCUGACGAACCAGCGACUACUUUCAAGAAGGAGGAUGAGGACUUGUUUCUUGACCAAAACCAGGGAGACACUAAUGGCGAUAAUAAGCAGAAUACUGCUGCAGGUGAAGACACCAAUAUGGGCUCUGCUGCAGGUGAUGGUGAUAACUCUGGCAACUCCGCGAUCGUAAAAGAAGAGGCAGCGGUCCAGACGAAACAGAAGAGAAAGCUUGAUGAUCGGCCUUUUGACCCUGCCGCUACUACGGCUCUUUAUGUCGCCGAUUUGCACUGGUGGACUACUGACGAUGAUAUCCGUGGGUGGGUAAACGAAUGCGGUUGCGAGGACGAAUUGAAAGAUAUUACCUUCAGCGAGCACAAGGUCAAUGGUAAAUCCAAGGGGUAAGCUUCUCCUCGCUAUCCAACCACCUGAAAGCUUGGUUAAACGUUCUUGUCGAUAUAGGGUUGCUUUUGUUGAGUUUACUUCUCCCCAGGCCGCAACGGCUGUUAAAAACAAAAUUGAGGUUGGAGGAAGUCAGCCAGCUUACAUGGGUAAACGACAUACGGUCUCUUAUACCAAUCCUAGCGUCAAUCCAUUCCGCACCCUUCCCAAAGAUGCUCCUCAGCGUGAUAGGCCUCGUGAUGGAUUUCAAGGUGGAAGAGGCAAUGGUGCUAGCAGCGGGGAGCGUGGCGGUCACUCCGGACCACCAGCUGUUCAACCUUCCGCAAUCGGCAUGGCAGGAGGUAUGAACUCUGGUGGAGGUUUUAGGGGUAAUCGUGGUGGGUUCGGGGGGCCAAACCGCGGCAAUAUGGGGAGCGGGUUUGUCGGUAAUCGUGGUGGCUUCGGAGGCCCAGUUGGUGGCCCGCAAUCCCCCCAACCUGGUUUCCAGGCUCCGAUGAACAACUUCGGUGGGCAAGGUAUGCCAAUGCAACAAUUUGGUGGAGGAAACUUCCAAGCGGGUAAUUUCCCCGCCGGUAGAGGUGGUAUGAAUCCUAUGAGGGGUGGGCCAGCAGGUAUGAGAGGUAGAGGCGGCAUGGGGCACAACGGUAUGAUGGGCGGUGGCAUGGGUGGCAUGGGCGGAAACAUGGGUGGUGGGAUGGGAAUGGGUGGUAAUAUGGGCGGCAUGGGCGGUAAUAUGGGUGGAAACAUGGGCGCCGGUAAUAUGGAUGGUGGCUUUAAUCCUAUCGGAAUGGGAGGCUUCAACCCCAUGGGUAUGGGUAUGUAUGGUCAAGGAUUCCAACCGUCUGCGCGUUCACUUACGACCUACCCCAAUCAAGCAGGCCCUGGGGGAUUUCCAGCUCCUCACUUUAACCCGGCAUUCUUUCCUGGCGGUCCACAAGGGGGCAACCAAGGCCAAUGGGAGAACCCACAUCCAGCAAAGAGGCCUCGCCCCAAUGAGUAG